Molecule: messenger RNA, 864 nt
Organism: Amoebophrya sp. A120
Lineage: Eukaryota; Dinophyceae; Syndiniales; Amoebophryaceae
Source: the annotation of a GenBank genome assembly
CAAACAUCGGGCAGCCCCCUCACUCUUGCGGGGGGGCCAAGUCGUUGCUGCCCAGGAAGAAGGAUCACACAACCAAAGGAAGAGGCAUAGGCCCAGACGGCCAGCUGAAGUGUCUGAACAAGGGAGAAACACUACUGGCGGCGCACGCGAGGACCCGUCCGCACGACCAGCGAAGGCGCGAGCGACGUAUCCGUUUUGGCAGACACUAACCUUGAAACACCCACCACCACCGGUAUUGGUGAUGCGCUUGGCGCGCUUCGAUUUCACAGACGCCGGCGCCGUGAAGAAUUCCGACGAGGUCGAUUUGGACGACAGCCUGGUACUGAGGUUUGAGGAGCCUGCUUCGCCCAACUACCUGCCGGGGCGUUCGAAGCGCCAUCAAGCACCAGGCGCAAACCUGUGGGCCCGGGAGCCAAAAGUCACCUACCGCUUGCAAUCCCUCGUCCUGCACCGGGGUGAAAGCCCAGACGACGGUCAUUUUUGGGCCAUGGUGAACUACGGGAAGCGGGGCCUUCCCGGAGCUAACGCGACGCACGGAAAGACAACCUGGGUAGUGUAUGACGACUUCGCAUUCUACCGCUGGUCCCGCACCGAUGGAAAUGAGGUCGUGCUAAAUCACCCAGACAUCAAAACCCAGUGCUAUCUGCUGUUCUAUGUUCGCCACGAUCUUGCCGUAAAUUAGAGAAAAUCAUAUCUUCGGCACCAGCUCUAGCUGCACCAGAGAACCGAUGGGCGCCAGGACCUCGAUGUUGUGCUGGUGCGCAAGUGUGGCCGACUUGUUCUCUGGUCGAAAUUGCUGUUAGGAGAUAAGAGCACACAAUGGUCGAAGUGCAUGAGAGCUCGUACUUGUUAAUCUGCUUUUGC